AUGGCAAAUCUUUCGUGUAUUGCUGAGCAGAUCGCUAGUAAUCGCACUCUUAAUAUACACGAAUUCGAUCCUCUUCGAGUUAUACCCGAGUUAGCAAGUCGUUGGGAUCAACAAAGAUAUGUAACCGGAUAUGAAGUCCUCAAGUUUAUAAUUACUCCAACUUGUAACAACGCUCAUAAUAUUUCUAAUCCUACGACUAUUGAUGCAAUAGCUCGUUAUAUUUGGGUAAAUUUCACUCUGCCUACACAACGUGAUGUUUAUACUAAUGCCGCGUUUCGCACAAAUGAGCGUAAAUUUGGUCCUUCGAUUGAUAAACGCCCGAUGAGGGAUCCUGGUAUAUUGGUUGGACAACCCGCAUAUCUACAUACAGAUUUUUCGGACCAGCUCUUUAAUGGGUCUGAUCAUCUACAGUAG
Molecule: messenger RNA, 414 nt
Organism: Racocetra persica
Lineage: Eukaryota; Fungi; Glomeromycota; Glomeromycetes; Diversisporales; Gigasporaceae
Source: the annotation of a GenBank genome assembly